Columba livia (rock pigeon) is the source of this 4257-nucleotide messenger RNA. RefSeq names its product CDC42 small effector protein 2-like. Gene Ontology annotation, molecular function: small GTPase binding. The transcript is spliced from 7 exons. Gene Ontology annotation, biological process: regulation of Rho protein signal transduction. Gene Ontology annotation, cellular component: plasma membrane. Bases 2563 to 2817 code for a protein of 84 amino acids. The record is from RefSeq and is a predicted model, not a curated record. Lineage: Eukaryota; Metazoa; Chordata; Aves; Columbiformes; Columbidae.
AGUGCCGACUGCCUCUCCAGCCGCUGGAGUCGCGGCUAUGUUUGGCGGCUGUUUGAAAGUGCGGCAGGGGAGGAGCGGAUUAUUUAUAAGGGCUGACAGGCUGGAGCAACUCUUCUAGUUGCUGCUUGGUCUCCUUUGUUCUAUGUCUUUCUCGUCGUGCUGAGCCCAGCCGGUAGCGUGGAGCGAGCCGGCCUGGUGGAUCUGUUUCCACCGUUGCACUAGCGCCACUGAGGUCGCCAUUUUUACCUCCUCCCUACCCCAGACCCUUUCGGCCGGGCUCGCUGCGCCACGGAGUGAAGGCGCUUCGGCGGUGGCAGCAGGCAGUGUUCGGCGCUCAGCUGCGGCAGGGGAGUCGGCCGGAAGGGCGAAGAGAGAGGCUAAUGCCGCUCCUGCCUGUUGCGUGUGACUACUCGGCCAUCACCAGCCUCCUCCAUUGAUUUCGUCUUCAUUCUCUUCUACCCCUCCCCAACGUCGUGAGGAAGGGGCACGGGACUCCCGAAAGGAGGGGAAGAAGGUGCUGAGGAGAGGUAGACGAGGAGAGACUGCCACUGCGGACAGCGAUUUAAAGGAUGCCUUUUUUUGCCUCCCUCUCCUUGAAGCCAGCCAGACAAUAUUUGCAUUUGAAUGGGAAAACCCUAAAAGUGGACGUAAAACCCAGCUCACAUGGACGGUGCUGCCACAAGGAUUUAAGAAUAGCCCGACAAUAUUUGGAAAUCAGCUUGCUAAAGAUCUUGAAUCUUGGGAAGCCCCACCUGAUGAGGGACAGAUGCUACAAUAUGUGGAUGACAUCUUGAUCACCACCAAAACAAAGGAGACGUGCAUAACUUGGACCGUAAGUUUACUGAAUUUUUUGGGGCUCCAAGGAUACCGGGUAUCACGGAAGAAAGCCCAGAUGGUACAGCAACAAGUAACUUAUUUGAGCUAUGAAAUUAGUGCAGGGCAGAGGACCCUGGGACAGGCUCGAAAGGAGGCUAUAUGCCAAACUCCAAAGCCUCAAACUGUAAAAGAAUUAUGGACCUUUUGGGGCAUGACAGGGUGGUGCCGGUUGUGGAUCUAUAAUUAUGGAUUGCUUGUCAAACCACUGUAUGCACUAAUAGCCACAGAUCAGAAACACCUGCAGUUGAAUAAAGAAGCUACAAGAGCCUUUGAAGGACUAAAAAGAGCUUUGAUGUCAGCCCCCGCUUUAGGACUCCCAGAUGUGAGUAAACCAUUUAUUCUUUCAUGAGAAGCAGGGAAUAGCCUUGGGUAUACUGGCACAGGAUCUUGGCCCAUACUGAUGAGCAGUGGCCUAUUUCUCCAAAAAAUUAGAUGCAACUGCAAAAGGGUGGUCUGGAUGCCUGCAGGCAGUUGCAACAGUGGUACUGAACAUACAGGAGGCCCGGAAAUUUGCCAUGGGUCAGAAAAUGACUGUGCUAGUAUCCCACACAGUGUCUACAGUCCUAGAAGCAAAAGGGGGACAUUGGCUUUCCCCACAAAGAUUGCUCAAAUAUCAGGCUAUAAUGGUGUAACAGGAUGAUUUAGAAAUCAUCAUCACUAACAUUGUCAAUCCAGCUUCUUUCCUCAGUGGUAACAAUGGAGAACCAGUUCAUCACGAUUGCCUGGAAACCAUCGAAGCAACAUACUCCAGCCGACCAGAUCUAAAGGACAGUCCUAUGGAAAAUGCUGAAAACUGGUUUACAGAUGGAAGCAGCUAUGUCCUGAACGGUGAAAGGCGUGCUGGUUAUGCUAUAACCACUAGCCAUGAAGUGAUGGAAUCUGGACCUCUACCUAAAAGUACUUCAGCACAGAAGGCAGAAAUAAUCGCCCUUAUUUAUGCUCUGGAACUAGCUCAAGGUAAAAUGGUUAACAUCUACACUGACUCCAAGUAUGCUUUUGGGGUCAAACAUGCGCAUGGAGCAAUUUGGAAAGAAAGAGGACUCUUGAACUCUCAAGGAAAACAUGCCAAACAUGCAAGUGAGAUAUUGAAAUUACUGGAAGCAGUUCAACUUCCUAAGAAAGUGGCAAUCAUGCAUAUCAAGGCACACCAGAAAGUGUGCUCGGAAUUGGAAAAAGGGAAUGAGCUGGCGGACAGAGAAGCAAAAUGGGCAGCUAAGCAAAAGGUAAAAGUACAAAGUGCCCUAGUCCCAGAUGGACAGGUUUCUUUAGAAGUUUCUUGCAGAAAACAGUUUGGAACCACAAUGGGAAGGUCCAUUUCAAGUCCUCCUGACAUCCUUCACCAUUAUCAAGAUUAAAGAACAGAAUGCCUGGACCCAUCAUUCUAGAGUGAAGAAAACCUGGAAAACACCAUGGAGGGUAACCCAGGUUCACAUAACGUUAGGCAUCAAAGAAGCAUAUGUAACACUUGUGUGGUGCUGGGACCAGUCUUCUGAAAGAAAACUCAAAAAUAACUCUUCAACCUGUUUAUUCUGGGACUGACUUUUCUUUGGAAAAAAGCUCAACAGAGAAACUUUUCACACUGGAACCAUUAUAAAUAAAUCUGUCUAAAGAACUUGCUACCUGGAGACACUUUUGCAAAGACUGAAUCCUGCUUUUCAUCUGUGUUUGCACUUCAGACUGUAAACAAUGAGUGAGUUCUGGUUGUGUUUCAACUGCUGUAUUGCAGAACAGCCUCAGCCUAAAAGACGACGGCGGAUUGACCCAAGCAUGAUUGGGGAGCCAACAAACUUUGUUCACAUGGCUCAUGUAGGAUCAGGAGACCUAUUCAGUGGAAUGAACUCGGUGAGCUCAAUUCAGAACCAAAUGCAGUCCAAGGGAGGCUAUGGAGGUGGCGUGUCUGCAAAUGUUCAGAUGCAGCUUGUAGACACUCAGGCAGGAUAACCUUGGGGAAACCUUUCUAGUUUAUGUGAGUUCCUGUAUCUUCUUUCUUCUGUUGCCUUGGUGACUGCUUUGUGUUCAUGAUGAGAGAAGUGAUGGCUCAUUUUUCAUAUUUUGUGAUUACUCUGGUGAAAAGUUGCUGUUCUGCUCUGAUGGUGCCAUUUAUGAGAUUGGUCUUACCAUGCCUUUCAGUGACAUGCACACAUUUACCUCCUACCAGCAGUAUGGAUGUAGAGCUGUUUAGGAUUGGUUUUAACUGUUUAUUAAAGCACCAACCUUAGCUUCCAUCAUCAAUACCUAAUGCACAACAUCCUGUUACUCUUUAUUCUUAAAAUAUUUUCUCAUCAAGUAAUUUAAAAAUGAAUAUGUUUCCAUUAAUAUUUUUAAUCUCUCGUUAUGUUGUCACUAAAGUAUGAGUCCAUUCCCAGUGUGCAAUGAGCCAAUCUUACACACAGAGAUGAGAUAUUGUUUAUUACAGUUGCACAAGUCUGCAUAAUAAAACAAAGCCAGCAUGCCAGCAACAAAAGUCACCGGUUAUUAUAUACAAAAUCUUAUCACUACAUUCACACCCUCAGGGCAGUCCUAAAUGGCUGAUUGGUUACACAUUUGCAUAUUGGUUACACAAUCAUUUUACUACUGUGCAUGUUCCCUGAGGAGGGGUCUCAGGCUGGGCCUGGGUCUUCACUCUUGUGGGUGUGAUUUUUAGUAUUAUAAUGAGCAUAUGAGAAAAGUUAAUCUAAAGGACACUUUAUCUGACAAUCUUGAGAUAUAUGUUAAACAAGACUCAACUAAUUGUGCAGGUUCCAGGAUGUCUAAGCUGCAAGGACAGGAGCUCCUGAUAUGGAGUUCUUCAAAUCACUCUUACCUUUGUUAAAAGAGCAGACUGACCAGAAACUUGUCCACUGAUUUACUAUUCUUGGGUUAGUAAUUGCUGACAGGAUUUACAUAUCUUUAGAUUAGCAAUUGCUGACAGGCUUAAUUCUUUUAAGUGGUAAUGACUACAAUUGUUCAUAUCCAUUUUUUAAAGGCCUAGGUCCUGCAAGCACAAGUUAUUAUUUCAUACAAAAUAAGCAGAAUAGAUUGCCGCUUGCUUUGUGGAGUUGAUUUGUAUGGUGGCCUGUUCGAUGACAGAAACAAAUUAAAUAGCUUACUGCAGCCUGAUGAUCCUGUUGGUGAAAAAAUUUAGUUGUGUCAUGCCUGUUUCUAAAAAAGGACUUGUAUCUUAUCUGCUUCAGAGAUAGGUCUUUAUUUUAAGUUUUAUCCAACUGGUCUUGAAAUAAUAAAGAGAGAACUUGCAUUCAUAAGGCUUUUUUUUUUAAUAAAUGUUCAGUAUAUUUAUUUUGAAAGAGCUGACCUCAAAACUGUAAACCGAUGUAGUAUCUAAGUAUUGUAGAAGUGCUUUAGUCUAUUUAAAACAAUAAAAGAAUUAUGUUUGGCUGCUUC